CUUAACUUUUAUCUUUUUAACUAGACACUACCCAACCUUGGUCGAAAGUGAUCAGAGUAAAGUUGUAUGCAGAUUGAACAAAUCAUUAUAUGGAUUAAAGCAAGCGCCUAAGUGUUGGAACGGCACUUUUUGUAGUUUUCUCGAAAAAUUCAAUCUAAAAGCGUCAAAAGCCGAUCAUUGUAUCUUUUGUGGAAACGUCAGUGGAGAAGUGGUAUAUCUCGCAUUAUUCGUAGACGACGGGUUACGUGCAGCAAAGUCAAGACAGUUGCUAAACACAAUAACAGAAUCCUUUCGUAAGACUUUCAAAAUAACGAUUGGUGAUGCACAUUGUUUUGCUGGACUAGAAGUUAAGCGGGACUGAAAAAUGAAAAGUCUCUUCAUUCAUCAAACAGCAUAUGCUAAGCGAAUAAUUGAAAGGUUUCAAUUUCAGAAUGUUAAAACUGUCAGUGUGCCGGCCGAUCCCCAUACAAUUCUUGUUCCAGUAAAUGACAAAGAAGAUAUCAUUAAAAAUGUACAUACCUUAUCGCGAAGCAGUCGGAUCUCUAAUGUUCUUAAAGCCCCUUGCACAAUGCGAGGCAACAGCGAUAAGAAUACCGAUAGGAACAGAAUAGAAAUAAGCAAUAGAUAUUGUUUCCUUUCGUUGCACAAUGACGCGAUAAAAAUAAAGACUAACCAAUCAGAUCGCAUAUAGACGGUAGUCUGUCUUUCUAUUUCCUUCAGAUAAACACAACCUAUAAAUGUUAAAAAAAACUGUGUGUUAUUGAUAAAUUGCAAUAUUUUGUAUCAAAACGUUGGAAUUUGCCUUUGAUGAAGUACUUGUGCAACAAAGUUUUGUCAGCAAAUUUUGAUUAAAUAAGAUGGAAAAUAGAGAAUUAGCAUUUAUCUGUACAAUGCAAGUGGCUGUGCUAGAAUUGUACGCUGCAUGGAAGGCGCAAAUAGGCAAGCGUUGGAAAAACCGACGGUGGUGGGUACGUCCCAUAAAUGACAGACGUGCAGAGUAUGGCGAUUUCCAAACUUUGUUUUCGGAGUUGAAAGAAGACACGGAUCUCUUUUUUCGGUACACAAGAAUGGAUGUGCCUACAUUCUAUGAACUGCUUCGACUAGUAGGACCACAUUUGGAAAAAAGAAGCAUGAGACCAUCGAUAUGUCCAGAACAGCGUCUUGCAAUAACAUUGAGAUAUUUAGCCACCGGAGACCAAAUGUUGUCUGUGGCUUUAGCUUACCGAGUCGGUGAAUCUACAGCUCAUAUGAUUGUUAAAGAAACAUGCACCGUUCUAGCAAAUAUUCUUAUGCCAAUCUAUAUGAAACCUCCCACAAAAGUCGAAUAGGAAGAGAUCUGUGCA
Molecule: messenger RNA, 1343 nt
Organism: Pseudomyrmex gracilis
Lineage: Eukaryota; Metazoa; Arthropoda; Insecta; Hymenoptera; Formicidae
Exons: 3
Coding region: 858-1328 (156 amino acids)
Source: RefSeq, a predicted model, not a curated record